CUUGGAGGUUCCAGAAUUUUUUAAAUGUUUUGCUGAACAAUCGGUGCAGGUUAUCAGGGCCAAAAUAUUUCAUUUCGUAUGGAAAUAUGGAUAAAGAAACACUAGCUUCUAUUAUUACGUUUCUCAAACGUCGUGGUUUCAAAGACACCGAAGAACAACUCCGGCGCGAAGCGGGAGAGGAGCUGGUGCAGGCGAUCGAUGAUGUGGACUUUUCUCUGGAUGCCAGCACGUUUGGUUCCGCUGGAUCCGUAGACGAACCAUUGGAAAACGAGAGUGUUAUUCACAAUAUCAACAAGGCCAAGGUGCACCAUGGGCUGCCCAAGGAGCCGGAUAUUACGAUCCCCGCGGAUCUGGAGUUCUCCGAGGACGAGGACGACACGGAGGAUGACGAGAUGAAGGAACGACCCAGCAAGAAGCGCAAGAUAACGAAGAAGGACUUCUUUGCACGGCGCUUUCGGGCAGAUCCCAAUGCGCCUCCCGCCAGUCGUAUACCGUUUCCCCCGCUGUCAGAUUUGGAGCGGGUGGAUAAACUGAACGGAUGGAAGGAUGCAUUGAAAUUGGCACGAUUAGGUUCAGACCGUCUGCCCUCUAUUUGCUGCUUGACUCUCAUGAAUUCGGAUGCAUAUCUCUGCAGUACAUCUUUGAGCGACGACUCUUCGCUGCUAGCAGCCGGGUUUUCCGAUUCCAAAAUCCGCCUGUUCUCUCUCACCAACCGCAAACUCCGCGCCAUGAAAUCCGCCACCGACCUGGCCGAAGUCGAUCCCGAAUCGGACGACGUGUUCGAGCGGAUCAUGGAUCCGGCCAGUGCGACGAAGGAGAAAGUGUUCCACGCUGCCCACGCCGGAUCCAUCUUCGCCAGCAGUUUCAGUCCGGACAAGCGCUUCCUCAUCUCCGGCUGCGCGGACGGCUCCAUCCGUCUGUGGAGUCUGUGGCAGUGGGCCAACCUUGUCAACUACAAAUGCCACAUGUACCCGGUGACGGAUGUGGAGUUCUCCCCUAUGGGCUACUAUUUUGCUUCGUGCGGCGUCGACCGGGUGGGACGCAUUUGGGCCACGGAGCAUCCGUCACCGCUGCGCCUGUUGGUCGGCCACAGCGACGACAUCAACCGCAUCACCUUCCAUCCCAACGCCAACUACGUCGCCACGGCGGCCGCCGACCGGACGGUGCGCAUCUGGGAUAUCUCGUCGGGCAACUGUGUGCGCUACUUCACCGGGCAUAAGGAUGUGCCGCAGGCGUUGUGCUUCUCGCGGUGUGGAAAGUAUCUGGCGUCCGGCGGACGCGAUGGGAUGGUGCAUUUGUGGGAUGUUGCCAUGGCUAAGGAAGUUCUGGAACUGGAGCUGCAUACCAAACCCGUGUACUCGCUGGCGUUUAGUCGCGAGAAUACGGUACUGGCGUCUGCGGGACACGAUGGAAUGGUGGGAUUGUGGAACUGGAAGGGUUUAUCGGAACAGUAUCAGGCGGAUAAUGUUUCCUUCGGUGCCUCGGGUUCCGGCGAAUUCCUGAUCAAGAGUUAUCCCACGAAGAAGACGACUUUGUUUAAUGUGCAUUUCACAAGGCGUAACAUUUUAUUGGCCGUUGGGAAGUUUGGAGAAAGUUAGCAAGACUUCUCAGAGCUACUUUCCGGUGUUACGUUUACUGCUGAUUGUUAUGUACGGAUACCUAUUCUGCUGCCGGUUUUCCUCCAUGUUUAGCGUAUGCUAGACUUAUUGUUUUAUCCUGUAUAUGUAGAAUUUAGAUUAUGAAGAUCAAGAUCGCAGUUUAAUGCGGGAACCUGAAAUUAUUGUAAUAUUGUGUGUUUGCUACUCUUGUUUUGCUGUACAUUUUCUGGUGGCUUCUUUUCGAAGCCAGAACUUACAGUUACGAUUAGUUUAAUGUUAAGAAAAAAAUACGUACUGGUACGAUGGCAAAGAAAACUCAA
Molecule: messenger RNA, 1918 nt
Organism: Paramacrobiotus metropolitanus
Lineage: Eukaryota; Metazoa; Tardigrada; Eutardigrada; Parachela; Macrobiotidae
Product: transcription initiation factor TFIID subunit 5-like
Exons: 2
Coding region: 87-1598 (503 amino acids)
Biological process (GO): transcription initiation at RNA polymerase II promoter
Cellular component (GO): transcription factor TFIID complex
Molecular function (GO): protein binding; RNA polymerase II general transcription initiation factor activity
Source: RefSeq, a predicted model, not a curated record